Menidia menidia (Atlantic silverside) is the source of this 819-nucleotide messenger RNA. The record is from the annotation of a GenBank genome assembly. Lineage: Eukaryota; Metazoa; Chordata; Actinopteri; Atheriniformes; Atherinopsidae.
AACAACAGCCGUCUUCUGAUUUUAUGAAUUGUUCUGCGUACAUACUUAAUUUAUUUUUCUGAUUCUAAAAAAAAAGAGCCAAAAUUAUUUUUAAUGGGGAUUAAGUGGUUAAUUGCAUUAAUAAUGUUGGUACUCUGAAUUAAAAGUAGGUCCCUUGCUGAUGACGUUAUACGUUUGACAUUGGAAUGGAGCGUGAUAGAAGGUCAACCCAAGACUCGAUAAGUAUUAGUGUGUCUGCUGUGGCAGCUGCCAUUCAGAAAAUGUCAAGGGUGCGAGUAGUGGACAACAGCUCUCUAGGAAAUACACCAUAUCAUCGUCCGCCAAGAGUGAUCCACGUCUACACCAAGAACGGCGUUGGAAAAGUUGGCGACAAAGUGUUACUUGCCAUCAAAGGCCAGAAGAAGAAAGCCCUAAUUGUAGGAAACAAAAUGCCUGGAGAUCGUAUGAAUCCGCGCUUUGACUCAAACAAUGUUGUUCUGAUUGAGGAGAACGGCAACCCAACAGGAACAAGGAUUAAGGUCCCUAUACCCACACAUCUCCGUCAACUGGAGGGAGGAGAUUAUUCUAAAGUCUUGGCGAUUGCUAGUUCAUUUGUAUGACUGUACCAUUCAACAGUGUCUUGUAUGUGAACAUUUUACACUCACAUUGUCUUUAAUAAACUAGACAGGACCAUAUCCAAACAUUAAUUUUACAUUGUACUUUGUUUUUCCAUAUAUACAGCAAUGUCCUUGUCAACAUGUCGGGCAUUUUAUUGGGUGUCCAUUAUGGUUACAAUAAAUAUGACCUUUACCUUCUAAAUGGAAGUGUCUGCUGCACUUU